AUGUUUUAUGACCUGAAUGUCCCCUACUCUCCGGAUGAUCCCGAGAUAUCUCAUACCCUGAAUUUUCUCGCCGAACUUGGUUACACAACCGUCGCUCUUUCUCAGACAAUAACAGGAAAACUUCCCGCCAACCUUUCGCCUCCACCAUUCCCUGCGAAUGCUCCUAAGUCCCUCACCUUGUUGAGCCGCAUUAACCUCACUCUCUCCGAUCCAUCCCAGAACCAGCGUCUUGCAAAUCUUGCCCAAUUAUAUUCUAUCGUUGCGCUGCGCCCAACAAACGAGAAAUCCUUGCUGAACGCAUGCAACAAUCUCGACUGUGACCUCAUCUCCCUUGAUCUUUCGGUUCGAUUGCCCUAUCAUUUUAAGCUAAAAACCCUUGCGGCAGCUAUCGCAAGAGGGAUUCGAUUUGAGAUAUGCUAUAGCCCCGGGGUGACAGGCAGUGGCCUGGAGGCGCGACGGAAUCUGAUAGGCAAUGCCAUGGCGCUCAUCAGAGCCACGCGAGGAAGAGGCAUCAUUAUUUCCAGCGAGGCACGAAGGGCCCUCGCAGUGCGUGCGCCGAUGGACGUGAUUAACCUGGCCUGUGUCUGGGGUCUAUCGCAGGAACGGGGGAAAGAGGCUGUGUGUGAAGAGGCUCGGAAGGUGGUCGCGCUGGCGCGUCUCAAGCGAACCAGUUGGCGAGGGAUAGUAGACGUGGUACAUGGUGGAGAAAAGGAGACAACGGAAGCCCGAGGACAGGGCCAGAAAACGGCUACAGGGAACAAGCCUGCAUCCAAUGUCGAAAAUAACGGAGACAGUCUGAAGAGAAAGGCGUCUCAAGAUUCUGAGAGCCCGGCAGCCGAGAUUGAGAAGCCACUCUCGAAACGAGAGAUGAAGCGGAGGGCUAAGAAGGCUCGACUUGAGGCACAAAGCGGUGACCAGACACCCCCUGGAAUUCCAUGA
This is a messenger RNA of Rasamsonia emersonii CBS 393.64, 939 nucleotides long. RefSeq names its product Ribonuclease P. Gene Ontology annotation, molecular function: RNA binding. The coding region runs from base 1 to 939 and encodes 312 amino acids. The transcript is spliced from 2 exons. NCBI's taxonomy places the organism in Eukaryota, Fungi, Ascomycota, Eurotiomycetes, Eurotiales, Trichocomaceae. Gene Ontology annotation, biological process: tRNA processing. The record is from RefSeq and is a predicted model, not a curated record. Gene Ontology annotation, cellular component: nucleolar ribonuclease P complex.